This is a messenger RNA of Biomphalaria glabrata, 1023 nucleotides long. RefSeq lists its product as uncharacterized. The record is from RefSeq and is a predicted model, not a curated record. The transcript has a single exon. The coding region runs from base 1 to 1023 and encodes 340 amino acids. NCBI's taxonomy places the organism in Eukaryota, Metazoa, Mollusca, Gastropoda, Planorbidae.
AUGAAAGAAAUCACUGAAGUGCGACUUAUAGUAGACUCUGUCAUUCAACUGUGGGGAUGCUUCCUCCUUGGGGGCACAGGCGUGGUGUCUAACGCCCUGAACAUCGCCGUGUUUUGGCGACUAGGUUUCCGAGAGACAGCCAACAUUUCCUUGAUGCUGAUCGCGGUCAUCGACUGUGUGAAGUGCAGUGUCAGUUUCCUGUAUCGUGGCUACGGCCUGGCCGGACUGUUUGACGUGGUACUGGAGGUUAACUGGACACGAGUCACCUACCUUCUUAACGCUCACGUGCAGAAUCUUGGCGUUCCGAUGGUCAGUGUUGUGACCAUGUACGUUACUGUGGAGAGGUGCGUGUGUAUGUGUUUACCCUUGAAGGUCAAGUCUAUUCUAACUACUAAGGUCACGGCCAUUUCCCUAAUUAGUCUUAUCACCUUAUCAGGGGCCACCAUCUCUCCCAUUUGUAUGAUGUAUUAUGUCACGUGGUUUUAUGACCCCAUUUUCAACCAAACAGUAGCUCAAUACAUGCCAACAGAUUACUUCAUUCGAAACAUUCACAUUGUGGACUAUAUCAAUGUCAUUUACAUGUGCUGGAACUCCACGGCCUUCGUCGUCAUAGCAAUAUGUACCGUCAUCAUUAUUGUCAAACUUCAAAAACAUGCAACGUUCCGAUCGGAACAUUUCAGCAACUCAACGCUAAAGAAUCUUUCAACCAACACUGUAGCUGUAGCUGACAAAGAAAAGUCGAUUGCACGAUGUGACAGAGAAUCGAACGUCAGUUCUUCUCAUGAAGACACGAGUAUCGAACACACAUCGGCACAUCCUCGCCAGAGCAAGAUUUUUAAAGUCAGAAGACGAUUCCAAGGUGGCCGAGGAAGCACGCUAAAGACUCGCCAGUCUGACGUCCACUUGUCCAAAAAGGAAUCACGCCUGGUCAAGAUGCUCCUGCUGAUCAUUCUCGUGUACUGCAUAAACAUCCUGCCGAGCCAGAAUUCUAUUCGACCCGUCGGUAUCAUAACGUGUAUUUAA